CUUAUAUUUUUAGAUUACAAACAUCCACAUCGUCUGGAUUACGACCACUUCAUUGGCUAAAAAGCUGAAAGAAAAUACCUCAACUGCCUCAACUCUUUCUUUCUUGGUGAUCAUAUCCAUCUCUCUCUCCAGCUUCUUCUUCUUCUUCUUCUUCUUCCUGAUCUUCACAAACACUUAUAAAUGAGAUAUAGAUAGCUACCAGCUACAGGUUGUGGCCCCGAAACAUCAAACUCGGAGAUCUUUCGAUGGAGUUCAAGCGUAGGAUCACCUCCAUCUUUCUGCUGUUCCUUCUCCUCGUCAUGCCUUACAUUUCAAGAGGAGUUUCUCAAGUAGAAGACUCAGGAAUUUAUGAAAUCGAUUAUAGAGGACCUGAGACUCAUUCUUCUGCAAGGCCUCCUCCUGGUCGUUCUCAUGGGAGACCCUUCUUUCAUGGAGAUCAAGCAGCAGCUUAUAAAUCCAAAGCCAUUGGAGAAAAUUUUCUUGCAUGUUUUGCAGGCUAAGAAAAUCCAUGGAUGAUAAGUGAAAUUAUGGAAAUUAAAUAUAUUAGUUAAAUUUUAAUUACAAGGAAUUUGUGUGUGGAGUUUUUGUAAUUGAGAUUAUACAUGGGUUUCAUGGCCAUGGAUAUAUAUAUGAAGAUCAAUGAUUUGUGAAUAAUAA
Messenger RNA from Manihot esculenta (cassava), 657 nucleotides. RefSeq lists its product as uncharacterized. Bases 246 to 500 code for a protein of 84 amino acids. The record is from RefSeq and is a predicted model, not a curated record. The transcript is spliced from 3 exons. NCBI's taxonomy places the organism in Eukaryota, Viridiplantae, Streptophyta, Magnoliopsida, Malpighiales, Euphorbiaceae.